Messenger RNA from Penicillium maclennaniae, 1248 nucleotides. RefSeq lists its product as uncharacterized. The record is from RefSeq and is a predicted model, not a curated record. The transcript has 6 exons. The coding region runs from base 1 to 1248 and encodes 415 amino acids. NCBI's taxonomy places the organism in Eukaryota, Fungi, Ascomycota, Eurotiomycetes, Eurotiales, Aspergillaceae. Gene Ontology annotation, biological process: phosphorylation; acetate metabolic process. Gene Ontology annotation, molecular function: acetate kinase activity.
AUGGCAAAAACCGUGCUCGCUGUGAACGCCGGAUCUUCGUCCGUGAAGAUCACUUUUUAUACCUUCGAGAACCCACCCAAAGCUAUCGCCGAUGCGCAGAUCUCUGGUAUCACGGCGCCCCCGCCCGCUCUCAAAUACCAGCGCACUGGCUCUACCACGCACAAGGAGAAGCUGCAGGAGAAGCUGAGCACGCCUCAAGAUGCCUUCAAAUACCUACUGAAGCGCUGCUUCCAUGAUCCCGAGCUAUCCGAGGUCGCUAGUGAGAGCGAUCUGGCGUACAUCUGCCACCGGGUCGUUCACGGCGGCGAUUACCAAGAUUCGGUAGAGAUCAACGACGAUACCAUGCACCAUCUGGAGGCAUUGGAAGACCUGGCGCCGCUUCACAACUUCUCAGCCCUGGAAAUCAUCCGCCUCUGUCGCGAAGAGCUCCCCAGCGUGCCCAGCGUUACCUUCUUCGACUCCGCCUUCCACCACACAUUGCCAGAUUAUGUGCGAACAUACCCCAUCGACCAGAAAGUCGCCAAAGCAAACGGACUACGUAAAUAUGGGUUCCACGGAAUCAGCUACUCGUUUGUACUCCGCUCCGUCGCAGACUUCCUACAGAAGCCCAAGGAGAAAACCAAUUUGAUCGUGAUGCACAUCGGAAGCGGGGCCUCCAUAUGUGCGAUCAAAGAGGGGAAAUCGAUCGACACCUCAAUGGGUCUUACUCCCCUCGCAGGAUUGCCGGGCGCGACCCGUAGCGGCGAUAUCGAUCCCUCUUUGGUCUUCCAUUAUACCAGCGAUGCGGGGAAGUUAAGCCCCACUUCUACAAAGGAGAUGCAUAUCAGCACGGCCGAAGAGAUUCUGAACAAGAAAUCGGGUUGGAAGGCACUGACCGGAACUACUGAUUUUGCGGAAAUCGCAGUAGAGAGCCCUCCUUCCGAGGCGCACAAGCUUGCUUUCGAUAUCUUCGUCGAUCGCAUUCUGGGGUACAUUGGAAAUUACUACGUCAAGCUUGGCGGGGAGGUCGACGCGCUCGUUUUCGCCGGUGGUAUCGGGGAAAAGAGUGCACUGUUACGCCGCACACUCUCCGAGAAAUGCAAGAGUCUGGGCGUCGCAAUCAACUCGGAAGCCAACGACAAGGGGCCGGAAGAUGAGGAGGUCGUGAAGGAUAUCUCCAAGGGCGCCGGCAAGGGGCCCCGGGUGCUGAUCUGCCAGACGAAUGAACAGUUCGAGAUGGCAUACCACUGCAUUCGCAAGCAGUCUUGA